This is a messenger RNA of Asparagus officinalis (garden asparagus), 774 nucleotides long. Its product is annotated as pathogenesis-related protein 1-like. The coding region runs from base 19 to 507 and encodes 162 amino acids. The transcript has a single exon. NCBI's taxonomy places the organism in Eukaryota, Viridiplantae, Streptophyta, Magnoliopsida, Asparagales, Asparagaceae. The record is from RefSeq and is a predicted model, not a curated record.
ACACUUCAAGAAAAUCGAAUGGCCUACUCAUCCCAUCUAGCUCUAGCUCUAGCUCUCCUCCUCAUGACAAUCCAAUUAACCACCGCCCACUACUCUCGCAAAGACUUCGUUGACGCUCACAACGCGGCGCGCAAAAAGGUAGGGGUAAAUCCCGUGAAAUGGGACUCUGAACUAGAGUCCUACGCCAAAGACUACGCCAAGAAACAAAUGGGAAACUGCAAGCCAAUAAGCUAUUCUCAUGGUGACUACGGCGAGAACAUAUUUUGGGGGAAACACGAUCGUUACGAUGAGUGGGAUGUCGUGCACUCAUGGACUUCUGAGAAGAAGUAUUAUCACUAUAAAGACAACAGUUGCGACCACGGAAAAGAAUGUGGGCAUUAUAAACAGGUCGUUUGGGGGAAAACCAAGAAGAUUGGGUGUGCAUACAAGAAGUGCGAUGGAGGUGCCAUUUAUGUAGUCUGUGAGUAUUAUCCCAAAGGAAACGUAGAGGGCGAGUGGCCGUAUUAGCUUCAUGUUGGUGGUGAUUAGUCAUUGUGAGUUUCAAGAUGUAACGGUUUGAGAAUAAGCUAUGUGAUGCAUGUAUGCAUAUGCAUAGCACGUGUGCUUUGUGUGUGUGUGUGUGAUUGGAUUCAAAAAUAUCCAAAUACUGUGUGUGACAAAAAUGAAUAAAGGUAAGGCUGCUCUGUUUGGCACCAUAAAAUGAGAUUACCAAAAGAGUAAUGUCAGAACUUUGGUCAUACAAGACGCGAGGGUAAUAUUCCCUCACGAUGCUAU